AUGUUGACCACGUUGCUACUUUUACUCUUUGUUUGCACAGCUCACGCACAAUCCAAUGGCUGUCAAACCCCAGACAAACAACCAGGUUUCUGCAUAGUGGUUCAAUCAUGCAAAACCUUGUCUGACUUUGUUUCCAAACUUCCAAAACCCUUCUCACCAGCGAUCCGCGAAAAAAUAAAAGCGUACCAAUGUGGUGUGUCCGGAAACAAAGCCAAAGUAUGUUGUCCAUUAAAACCCAUCAUUGAUCAGUCUGGAGGAGGUUCCGAGGGCUUCCAAUUCCCUGACGUCUCCAACCACAGGAACAUCAAUCUCUUACCGAAGAGCUGUGGUCAUUUGGACACCUUCGUCAACAAGGUAGUGAAUGGUAACGAAACGGUUUUGUUUGAGUUCCCAUGGAUGGCACUUUUGUCGUACCAGACCAAAAGGGGACCAGAUUUUCGCUGUGGUGGUAGCAUCAUCAACGAAAACUACAUACUCACGGCAGCCCACUGCGUCGUCAAUGUCGAAAGAGCGGGACUCAAACUAAUUGGAGUCCGUGUUGGAGAGUACGACCUUCGUACUACGACAGACUGCCAAACGGAUAACGGAGAAGAAAUAUGUUCUCCUCCGGUGCAAGACCUAGCAAUUGAAAAAGUUAUCCCUCAUGCGAGAUUCGACAGCAAGUCCAUCCUCAACGAUAUAGCACUCAUUCGAGUUUCCAAAAUCGAUCUAGAGCAAGAAAACACACAACCUGUGUGUCUGCCCCUGGGUAACACCGGUAACUUCAAUUACACCAACAGAAGAGUGGUUGUGACUGGCUGGGGGAAGACCGAAAAAGGUGCAGCAAGUCCUGUUCUCCUUAAGGCAGAACUUGAAGUUUCUCCUCGAAAAGAAUGCCAAGAAAAACACACUCGUAACAAGAUACAGGACACCCAGCUGUGUGCUGGUGGGCAAGGGGGCCCGAAGGCCGCCGAUUCGUGUAACGGGGAUAGCGGAAGCCCUUUGCACUCCUUGGAGUUCCUUCACGAGGAGCCUAGAUACAUCCAGCAGGGAAUAGUUUCCUUCGGGCCGAGCGACUGCGGAAAAGUAGACAUUCCGGGGGUCUAUACCAGAGUGGCUUCCUAUCUGGACUGGAUCCUGGACCAGCUACAACCGUGA
This is a messenger RNA of Zophobas morio, 1137 nucleotides long. Its product is annotated as melanization protease 1-like. Gene Ontology annotation, molecular function: serine-type endopeptidase activity. The transcript is spliced from 5 exons. Lineage: Eukaryota; Metazoa; Arthropoda; Insecta; Coleoptera; Tenebrionidae. Gene Ontology annotation, biological process: proteolysis. The record is from RefSeq and is a predicted model, not a curated record. Bases 1 to 1137 code for a protein of 378 amino acids.